UCGCUUCGCCUGGUUGCUUAGCUUCGUCUACUUCCCAACUCCCCCCCUGAAAAACCGAAGAGGAUUGGACUCGCUCCACCCCCGAAGCGUGUGUACGCACGCGCGCCUGCCCGCCCCCGCACGGCCAUGGCAGCAGCCGCCGCCGCCGCCGCCACCUCCUCGUCCCCGCCCCUAUCCACAAGCCCUAGGUAGCACGAGAGCCCCACGCCGCCAGAUCCCCGAGUCCCGCGCCGAUCUGAGCUUCCUAGCUAGAUUUCCGCGGCGAAAAGGGCGCGUUUUUUCAGCAGUUUUUUCUUCUUCUUUUCAUUCGGUCGGUUUUGGGAAGGAGAGGGCUGGAGUAAUGGAGCCCAGGGUCGGGAACAAGUUCCGGCUCGGCCGCAAGAUCGGGAGCGGCUCCUUCGGAGAGAUCUACCUCGGCACCAAUAUCCAGACGAACGAGGAGGUCGCGAUUAAGCUGGAAAAUGUGAAGACAAAGCAUCCUCAGUUGCUCUAUGAAUCAAAGAUCUAUAGGAUUCUGCAAGGAGGAACUGGAAUCCCAAACGUCAGAUGGUUUGGUGUAGAAGGAGACUACAAUGUCUUGGUUAUGGAUUUGCUUGGGCCAAGCCUUGAAGAUCUAUUUAAUUUCUGCAGCAGGAAAUUAUCUCUGAAGACUGUACUUAUGCUCGCUGAUCAGAUGAUAAACCGAGUGGAAUUUGUCCACUCCAAGUCUUUCCUACAUCGAGACAUCAAGCCAGAUAAUUUCCUCAUGGGUCUUGGCAGGCGAGCUAAUCAGGUCUACAUUAUAGACUUUGGCCUUGCUAAAAAAUACAGGGAUACCUCAACUCAUCAGCACAUCCCAUACAGGGAGAACAAGAACUUGACAGGAACUGCAAGAUAUGCUAGUGUGAACACCCAUCUUGGCAUUGAACAAAGCCGAAGAGAUGAUCUGGAAUCUCUUGGAUAUGUACUUAUGUACUUCCUGAGGGGCAGCCUUCCUUGGCAAGGUCUUAAAGCAGGAACAAAGAAGCAAAAGUAUGAGAAAAUCAGCGAGAAGAAAGUUGCAACAUCAAUUGAGGCUCUAUGCCGUGGUUAUCCUACUGAGUUUGCAUCAUAUUUCCAUUAUUGCCGCUCACUGCGGUUUGAUGACAAGCCUGACUAUUCAUACCUUAAGCGACUGUUCCGUGACCUUUUUAUUCGCGAAGGUUUUCAGUUUGACUAUGUUUUUGACUGGACAAUAUUGAAGUACCAACAAUCUCAAAUUGCCACUGCUCCACCCCGUGCGGUAGGUCAUGGUGCGGGACCUUCUGGAUUGGCACCUGCAUUACAGAAUGACAGGCAAUCAGGCCAUGAGGAAGCAAGGACUAGUGGUUGGUCAUCAAUGGAUCGACGUCGUACCCCACCCCCCAUCACAAGCGUGGGGACACUAUCUAAGCAGAAAGCACCUGUGGGGAAUGAUGUUACUACUUCUAAUGGUGCUGUGAUAUCAGCAUCGGGAAUAAACUUUUUGGGAAGGUCAAGUGGAUCUUCAAGGAGACCUGUUGUUUCGAGUAGCCGCGAUGCGGUGGCCACUGAUAGUUCUGAGCCUUCUCGAGCACGUACAACUGAUGCAAGCCCUGGGGCGCUCCGCAGAGCCUCAGGUCCUCAGAGAAGCUCACCUGUUCAUUCUGCAGAACAAAAGCGGUCAUCAUCAGGCCGGCAUCCAUCUAAUGUGAAGAACUAUGAUUCUACCCUCAAAGGCAUUGAAGGUCUUAACUUUGAUGGUGACGAGAGGGUUCAGUACUAGAGCUGCAAGAAAUUCUACAUCCACUCUGUAAAAAUCAUAAUCAGGUGGUUAGCAUUGCAUUUCCUGUUGAGUUUUGGAUCAACAGGAAAUAAAGUGCUGGGAGGAGGAUGUGAUCACGUGAAGUGUGGUUUAUCAGGUGGUCUUCUGGGCAAGGUAAAUAAAUGGUCUGUCUUGAGGCGCUUGAAACCUAGCUCAUAAUGUUAUGUAAAUGUCUUAUAGUUGGUCUGUCAGGCGCCCCUAUGAGUUCAUCAGUCUGUUUUAUUAUUCUAUUCCUUUGGAUGUUCCAUUUCGACUUGCUGAGUCUUGGGACAAGGAAAACUCCACUGGUAGAACUUGUAUUUGGAAAACUGAAAUUCGAGCAUGUAGAAUUCUAAUCACUCAAUUGAGCAAAUUUGUCUGAUCAUGUUUCUGACUAGUAAA
Molecule: messenger RNA, 2182 nt
Organism: Panicum hallii
Lineage: Eukaryota; Viridiplantae; Streptophyta; Magnoliopsida; Poales; Poaceae
Product: casein kinase 1-like protein 2
Exons: 14
Coding region: 341-1762 (473 amino acids)
Biological process (GO): endocytosis; signal transduction; peptidyl-serine phosphorylation
Cellular component (GO): nucleus; cytoplasm
Molecular function (GO): ATP binding; protein serine/threonine kinase activity
Source: RefSeq, a predicted model, not a curated record